Molecule: messenger RNA, 1080 nt
Organism: Triticum turgidum subsp. durum (durum wheat)
Lineage: Eukaryota; Viridiplantae; Streptophyta; Magnoliopsida; Poales; Poaceae
Source: the annotation of a GenBank genome assembly
AUGGGUGCACAUCAAUUAUCUACUCACGCACAUAUAAUAAUUCAGGUUACAGCCAGCACCUGGAAAGCUUGUAGGUUCCAAACCAUUCCUCUCUGCGCCAUGGGCAACAACAAUUCAACUUCUUCAGUUAGCAAGCCCAUACCCGAGACAUCGUCGAGGUGCCUGACGGAGUGCGCCACCGCCGCCCACAACUUCGAGGUGACGAGGUACUCGCUGCUCGAGGGCAUGGGAGUCGGCAAGUUCGUUAGCUCGAGCACAUUCAGCGUCGGCAGCUAUGGCUGGGACAUCAGGAUCUACCCUGAUGGAUGGGAGGAGGAGGACAAAGCCGCCUACAUGUCAGUCUUCUUGUGUUUCUUUCGGUCGGUAGGUACUAUACGGGGCUGGCCCAGGUUUACCGACAAGUGCGAGCUCAAGGAAUUGCUACUCCGUGAUGAUGACUGCUUCACCAUCAGGUGUGUUUUGACCGUCAUAAAAGAGCCUCGCACGGAAGAUUUAAGCACAACUGAAGUCUCAGUUCCACAGUCAGACCUGCACACACACUUUGCUAACAUGUUGAAGGAUGGGCUAGGUGUGGAUGUGACAUUCAGCGUCGGCGGUCAACUCUUCACUGCACAUAGAUGCGUGUUAGCUGCACGAUCCUCGGUUUUCAAGGCUGAGCUCUUUGGUCCAAUGAAGGAGUCCACCAUGAAGUGCAUCAAGAUCGAUGACAUGGAGCCUUCUGUCUUCGAGGCACUUCUUCACUUCAUAUACACAGAUUCUCUGCCAAGUGACUUGGAUCAGGAUCAGAAUGUGGAAUUGCAGCACCUGUUGGUUGCCGCAGAUCGGUAUGGACUAGAGAGGCUAAAGGCUAUGUGUCAAGGGAAGCUAUGCCAGAAAAUUGAUGUGCAAACAGUUGCAACCACCCUUGCUUUAGCGGAGCAGCACCACGCCGCGCAACUCAAGAAUGCUUGUCUCAGAUACCUUUCUUCACAGGAGGUGCUUCGAGCUGUCAAGGAGACUGAUGGAUUCAAGCACCUCACAGCAAGCUGCCCGUGGAUUAUGGACAUUUUAGAGAAGGUUGCGCCACCGUCAGGAGUAUGA